This is a messenger RNA of Gossypium arboreum, 623 nucleotides long. Its product is annotated as dirigent protein 4-like. NCBI's taxonomy places the organism in Eukaryota, Viridiplantae, Streptophyta, Magnoliopsida, Malvales, Malvaceae. The coding region runs from base 60 to 584 and encodes 174 amino acids. The record is from RefSeq and is a predicted model, not a curated record. The transcript has a single exon.
CAACAAUUCUACUAGCUUCAUCUACAUUUCGCCCCAGAAAUUAUAGUAAAGCAGAGACAAUGAGAGGAUUAUCGGUGUUGAGUUGGAUUCUGAUCAUCUGCGUCUGCCAAGUAGCAGUGCGGAGCCAAUACUACUCGGACACCCUACCAUAUCAACCCAGGCCAGUUGUGGUCACCAAUCUUCACUUCUAUAUGCACGAAUUACCGGGCACUACAGCAGUCGUGCUAACCCAAGCUAACAUCACAAGCAAUAAUUCAUCAGUGCCAUUUGCUACCCUACUUGCCGUUAAUUGUCCCCUCAGGACUGGUCCUGAGCCUGACUCAGAGCUGAUUGGAAAUGUUCAGGGUAUUGCCCUCCUACCCGGAUCAAAUGCAUCGAACACGCAGUACAUAGAAUUUGGAUUCAAUACCGGUAAGUUUAACGGCAGCUCUCUUAGCGUAUUUUCAAGGGGAGACCCUGGGCUUGCGGUGGUCGGAGGAAGAGGACAAUUCGCGAUGGCAACAGGGACUGCACUAUUUAACACUAUCCUUAUAAAUGCCACCAAUGUCAUUAUUGAAUAUAACUUUACUGUAGUUCAUUACUAACAUGUUAUUUACAGAUACAAUCAUCUUGGAUUGUGAAAA